AUGGACGAACAAGCAGAAAGCUUCCUUCGAAAUGUUUGGAAUGACAAUUUCUACCAGGAAAUAGUCACAAUAAGACGACUGAUCAAGAAGUACAAGUACGUUUCAAUGGAUACUGAGUUUCCUGGUGUGGUGGCCAAGCCAAUUGGGAACUUCAAGACUGCAAAUGGAUUUGCGUAUCAACAACUGCGAUGUAACGUGGACAUAUUGAAUCUGAUUCAAUUUGGAAUGACAUUGAGUGAUGAACACGGAAACAGGCCUGAGCCAGUCAACACGUGGCAGUUCAACAUGGCAUUUGAUCUGGAUCAGAACAUGCACAGCAAAGAGGCCAUUGAUCUCCUCAAGGCAGCAAAUAUUGAUUUUGAUGAACACAAAAACAAGGGAAUCGAUCUCAAUGAAUUUGGAUUGAUGUUAUUCACAUCUGGAUUGGUGCUAUGCAGUGACAUCCAUUGGAUUGGAUUCCAUUGCGCCUAUGACUUUGCGUACCUGAUCAAGUUGCUCACUGGCAACUCCAUGCCUGAAAAGGAGAUGGUCUUCUACGACUACCUGAAUGCGCUAUUUCCGUCAUUCAUUGAUUUCAAGUACUUGAUCCAGGACUCAGAACACAUGAAAAAGGGACUUCAGGAGAUAUCGGGCACUUUUGGGUGCGUCAGACAGGGAACAGCCCAUCAGGCUGGCUCAGAUGCACUGCUUACGUCUGCUGUAUUCUUCAAGGCAUCUGCUGGAAUAUUCACGAAGGAAUUCAUCAAUGAAAACAGGAACAAGUUGUAUGGCAUUGAAUUGUAUUAA
Messenger RNA from Enterospora canceri, 786 nucleotides. The record is from the annotation of a GenBank genome assembly. NCBI's taxonomy places the organism in Eukaryota, Fungi, Microsporidia, Enterocytozoonidae.